Peromyscus californicus insignis is the source of this 3020-nucleotide messenger RNA. It is a transcript of the gene Rasgrp4, whose product is annotated as RAS guanyl releasing protein 4. The coding region runs from base 92 to 2113 and encodes 673 amino acids. Gene Ontology annotation, molecular function: guanyl-nucleotide exchange factor activity. Lineage: Eukaryota; Metazoa; Chordata; Mammalia; Rodentia; Cricetidae. The record is from RefSeq and is a predicted model, not a curated record. Gene Ontology annotation, biological process: Ras protein signal transduction; positive regulation of GTPase activity. The transcript is spliced from 17 exons. Gene Ontology annotation, cellular component: plasma membrane.
GUGGACGCCACAGCUCCCAGGGGGGCUGACAAUCUGGCCAGAGAAGGAACAGGAUCACACUCCUGUCAGGACCCCCACCCCUCCAAGAAACAUGAACCGAAAAGACAGCAAAAGGAAGUCUCAUCAGGAAUGCUCUGGGAAGGCAGGAGGACGGGGUCGGCCACGACAGGCCCGCCGCCACAAGACGUGCCCCACCCCCCGGGAAAUCAUCAAGGUUAUGGCUUCCAUGAGUCUGGGGGUGCUGAGCGAAGGCAGCUGCAGCGAAGAUGAGCUGCUGGAGAAAUGUAUCCAGUGCUUCGACUCAGCUGGCAACCUACGCCGUGGGGACCACAUUCUCAAGAUGGUGCUUAUGAUGCACAGCUGGGUGCUGCCAUCCUCAGACUUCGCUGCCCGGCUGCUGACCUCGUACCAGAAGGCUGCCAAAGAUGCACAGGAGCUAAGACAGCUACAGAUCUGUCACCUGGUCAGGUACUGGCUGACCCUUCACCCUGAGGUAGUGCACCAGGAGCCCCAUCUGGAAGAAGUCAUAGGUCGGUUUUGGGCCACUGUCGCUCAGGAGGGCAACUUGGCCCAAAGGAGCCUAGGAGAUGCCUCCAACCUACUGAGUCCCAGAGGACCCGGCCCCCCACCUCUCAUGAGCAGCCCAGGCCUGGGCAAGAAGCGCAAAGUCUCCUUGCUGUUCGAUCACCUGGAGUCAGAGGAGCUGGCUCAGCACCUCACUUACCUCGAGUUCCGGUCCUUCCAGGCCAUCACGCCCCAAGACCUUCGGGGCUAUGUUUUGCAGGGCUCAGUGAGGGGUUGUCCCGCUCUGGAAGGUUCUGUGGGUCUGAGCAACAGUGUGUCCCGCUGGGUGCAGGUCAUGGUGCUGAGCCGUCCUGGGCCUGCACAACGUGCCCAGGUACUGGAAAAAUUCAUUCAUGUGGCAAAGGGGCUUCGCCAGCUACAGAAUUUCAACACGCUGAUGGCAGUCACGGGGGGCCUGUGCCAUAGCUCCAUCUCCAGGCUCAAGGACUCCCACACCCACCUGAGCCCCGACAGCACCAAGGCCCUUCUGGAGCUGACAGAACUCCUCGCCUCCCACAACAACUAUGCCUGCUACCGCCGCAUCUGGGCCAGCUGUACUGGCUUCCGGCUGCCAGUACUGGGUGUACACCUCAAGGACCUGGUGUCCCUGUAUGAGGCCCAUCCAGACAGAUUGCCAGAUGGCCGCCUGCACCUACCCAAGCUGAACAGCCUCUACCUACGGCUAGAGGAGCUGGCAUUACUCCAGGGACAGCAUCCCCCCUGCAGUGCCAACGAGGACCUGCUACAUCUGCUGACGCUCUCCCUGGAUCUCUUCUACACAGAAGAUGAGAUCUACGAGCUUUCUUAUGCCCGGGAACCACGUUGUUCCAAGAGCCUGCCACCCUCCCCCUACAAAGCACCUCUGGUGUUGGAGUGGGCCCAUGGUGUGACACCAAAGCCAGACAGUGUGACCCUGGGCCAGCAUGUGGAACAGCUAGUGGCGUCUGUGUUCAAGAACUACGACCCAGAAGGCCAUGGCACCAUCUCUCUGGAGGACUUUGAGCGACUGUCAGGCAACUUCCCCUUUGCCUGCCAUGGGCUUCACCCACCUCCCCGCCACGGAAGCGGCUCCUUCAGCAGAGAGGAGCUGACGGAAUACCUGCUCCGUGCCAGCGCCAUCUGCUCCAAGCUGGGCCUGGCCUUCCUGCACACCUUCCAUGAGGUCACCUUCCGCAAGCCUGCCUUCUGUCACAGCUGCAGUGGCUUUCUCUGGGGUGUCACCAAGCAAGGUUAUCGUUGUCGGGACUGCGGGCUGUGUUGUCACAGACACUGCAGGGGCCAAGUGAGAGCGGAGUGUAAGAAGAGGCCGGAGAGGAAGGGCGACCCUGGUCCCCCAGGAGCGCCUGUGCCAGCCACACCACACCCUCGUGCCAGCUGCGACUCUGAGGAAAAUCUCUCCUAUACACUCUCUCCGGAUGCUGAGUCUGGUUGCCACCUUCGCCAUGCUUGGACCCAGACGGAGUCCUCACACUCUUCCUGGGAGACAGAGAUGGUGCCCUUCCCAGCACCAGUUCCAUCGUCCAACGCUUCCUCGAAGCCCAGUGCCUGAACAGCAUCUGGAGUCCUUUCCCUCACUCCCGAACCACCGUCUCAUCCACACCCACACUGCCUCUGACAAAGCACCCAUCCUCUUUUACCCUGCACCGACUGUCAGUCAUACUCCUCCCCCCUCACUUAGCAUCUGCGACUCGGUGUUGGAUGAAUUUGGACUCGGGCCGUGUCAUCUCCCCAACCCCCCACUUCCCAGAUAAGGAGACUAAAGCUUAGUAAGGUUAAGCUUCAUGCUCAAAAUGUGGGAGGCCAGACUCACACUGUUUCCAAAUGAAGCUCUGGACCAGUGGACCACGAGGACUGUUGGCACGUGUCUGGCGGUUAUGAGAAUGGAGGGGACAGAGUCCUAACCAGUGUCAGGAGAAACGCUGGUGUGGGCAGGAAAUGUCUUCCUCUGCUCAGAGCUUCCGCACCGUGCUCAAGGUAAAACCCGGUCCUGUGGUUUACAAAGCUCUGCAAGACCUGUCCCCACCACCUGUCUCCCCUUUCCACAUCUUACCUCCUUACCCACCCUCUUCUGCCUACACUGGCCUCUAUGUUCCUAGAACAUUCCCAAAGUACUCCUGCCCCGGGGCCUCUGCACUGGAGGUUCCCUUUAUCUGGAAUGCUCUUUACCAGAGGUCUAUGUGACUCACCUGCCUUAGAGCUCUGCUCAAGUGACAUCCCCUUGACGAGGCUUCCUGACCUGAGAGAUGUCACACAUCCACGUUCUGACCUCCCUUCCUGCUUUACUUCCCUCUGUGGGGCUUUGGUCCUCUAGCAGACUAGACAUUUCACCUAUUUAUCUUGUUAAACGCCUGCUCUUCCUCACCAGGAAGAGCUAGCAAAAGGCAGAUGUUCAUCUGUAUUAUCCCGUCGUGUCCCGGCUGCCCAGCCCCUGUAAAGUGUUUGUCUGAUGCUUCAGU